CCUGAGGUCAGAAAUGGUCAUGUCCCGAAAGUGUGUGCCUCCCCUACUGCUGCACUCUUCGAUGUCUCCAGCAACAGACACAGACAGGCACAGCCUUCAAAGCAUCGUGAAAGCGCAGGGAGCCAUUACAAAUUACCGACCCUUUGUUGAGCUGAAUUUCUUUCAGCUAAUCUCACGUUUCAUUCACAACCUGUUCAAGUGGCUUCCACCAUCCUUCACCACAUCUCCACGUUCGUGUCACACAUCUCAUUGUCGCUCGUUCUCUCGUCGUUCACAACUUCCUGCUUCUUUGGUUCUCGCGCCUCUUCUCAAUCUCCACUAUCUCUCCUUUGUGCGCGGUCUCUAAGCCCUUUCAAUCGCGGGUUCCCUCCAUUGUC
Molecule: messenger RNA, 377 nt
Organism: Aureobasidium pullulans EXF-150
Lineage: Eukaryota; Fungi; Ascomycota; Dothideomycetes; Dothideales; Saccotheciaceae
Exons: 1
Coding region: 14-346 (110 amino acids)
Source: RefSeq, a predicted model, not a curated record